Molecule: messenger RNA, 690 nt
Organism: Closterium sp. Naga37s-1
Lineage: Eukaryota; Viridiplantae; Streptophyta; Zygnematophyceae; Desmidiales; Closteriaceae
Source: the annotation of a GenBank genome assembly
AUGCCAGCAGGCGGUAGACUGAGAGUGGUGGAGGGCAGUAGGGAGCGGUUAGGAGUCGUCGAGCGGACGGUGGUGGGGGCAGGCCCGUUAAUGGACGAAGCAGUGGUUGUGAGGGGCGUAGGGGGGGAGCAAGGGAGUGGGACAGGCGCGGGGAGCUCUAUAACGGGUACAGGGGGGCUGGAGGAAGGGAUGCGGCGGGACGUGGGGGAGGGGCCAGAAUUGGACGGUCUGGAUUACGGGUUUGGGAUCUGUGCGGUGGAUUUUGAUGGAGGGCUGGGAGCGGGGAUUGGUGGAGAGGUGGGGUUUGAGAGGGGGGGAGGAGGGGGCGUGGAGCGCAUGUGGGAAGGAGAGCUGUGUGACUGCUUUGAUGACUCGUCCGUUGCAACGCAGACUGUCUGCUGUCCCUGCAUCACAUUCGGCCAGAACAUGGCAAUGGCUGGUUUCGGCAACUGUGCCCCUCAGGCCCUUUUCCACUGUGCUCUCACAUGGGGAGCAUGCUCCUGUUCGCAGCUCAUAGCCCUCUGCUCCACGCUCGACUUCUUCUCCUCCCUCGGCAUCCUUCUCUACUGCCUAGGCACCUCUUACCCCGCGCGCUUCCGCACGCAGACACGCCGGCGAUUCAACAUCCAGGGCGAUGAGGCAACAGAUUGCAUCUAUCACGCCUGUUGCUCCUGCUGCGCGCUCUGCCAG